This is a messenger RNA of Rhincodon typus (whale shark), 842 nucleotides long. RefSeq lists its product as uncharacterized. Gene Ontology annotation, biological process: cell adhesion. The transcript has 3 exons. The record is from RefSeq and is a predicted model, not a curated record. The coding region runs from base 51 to 842 and encodes 263 amino acids. Lineage: Eukaryota; Metazoa; Chordata; Chondrichthyes; Orectolobiformes; Rhincodontidae. Gene Ontology annotation, molecular function: integrin binding.
AGUGCAUUGGACCAAGAGUCUAUCCAAACAACAAACUCAUUCUCACAUGGAUGAGAGGGAGUGAGAUUGUUCAGAGAAGUUCUACAGAAGAACCAGGUCUUCCGGAUGAAGAUAACAGGUUGAGAAAUGUCUUCAAUUUCACCGCAAGUCUGUCAGAUGAUGGACAGGAGUACACCUGCUUGGCUGAAGUGGACUUGGGCUCUAACACCACAAUGUCAAUCACAAACUCCUCUGUCACUCUGCAAACCUACUCUUUCAUGGAGCAGCCUAGAAUCCUGGACAAAAGGCCCAAAGAAGUGAAGCAAAAGGUCAAUUUAAUAUGUGAGGUCUCAAAAGUCUAUCCAGUUGAGAAGAUGAGUGCAAGAUUGUUUCAGGAUGGUGAGGAACUGAACUCAGUUACCACAAGGCCAAAUUCUAACACUGUCCGAACAACAGCAGCAUGGACACCGCAGGAAACUGGUCUGAUCGAAGUUGUCUGUAUGGCUGAUUUUGAGAAGUAUCCAUCGGUUCCCUCAAAGAAUAACAGUGUUUUCAUUGAGGUGUAUGUUUUCUCUUCCCCCGAAAUCCAAAUACCAACCAGCCAUGAAGGAAAUCUGGUUAACAUUACGUGCCGUGUGUUAAAUGUCUCAGGGGAUCUUGAACUCAGACUGAAGAAAGAAAAUGACAUAUUAACGAAUGGAUCAAGCAGUACUGGGCUCACUAUCUCUCAUACAGUACAGGCUCAAGCAAAGCUGAAUGGACAGCAGUAUAUCUGUGAGGCUGAACUGAAACUUCAAGAUCAGUCAAUGACCAGCCCUGUUAUUAAACAACAGGUUGGAACCCUCCAUGUCCUGUGUAAGUAG